Messenger RNA from Cercospora beticola, 1699 nucleotides. RefSeq lists its product as uncharacterized. The record is from RefSeq and is a predicted model, not a curated record. NCBI's taxonomy places the organism in Eukaryota, Fungi, Ascomycota, Dothideomycetes, Mycosphaerellales, Mycosphaerellaceae. Gene Ontology annotation, molecular function: protein binding.
UGCCUGAGGACUCCCGUCGGCCUUAGCUUGCCGCGUCCUGAACUUUUUUCUCGAGCGACGACACCACAAGCUUCCACGCAAUUCCCAGAGUACAAAUAUGGCUGCGGUCAGUGGGAAGCGGAAGCGUGAAGAGGCGACUGGCAAGCAGAAGCCGGUGAAGAAGGCAGCGCUGUCGCCUCCACCCGCGACCAAAACUUCCGCAGCCAAAUCUCAGAAAAGCAGCAUCGAGAAAGCUCCUGCCGCGAACAAAUCUAAUAGCAGUAAAGAGAAUCAUACGGACGACUUGCACGUCCAAAUCGUCACCGGAUCGUACGAGCGCGUGCUCCACGGGCUCCAGGCGCGCAUACCUCGAACAAGUCUCGGACCUGCGAAGCAAGACGAGAAAGUCACAUUCUCAGACACUUUCCUUUUCGCAGCCCACGCCUCAGCCAUUCGAUGUCUGGCCAUCUCGCCUUCAGAGGAUGCGGAUAAACGACUCUUAGCCACUGGCUCCUCGGACGAGCGCAUUAAUGUUUACAGCUUAUCGACAGCACCUCCGCCACCUGGAGCAAAGCCAAAUUUACCAUCUCUGUCUGGAGUUGCAGCUGCUGAGAACCCUCGCAACAAAAACCUGGGAAGCUUGAUUCACCAUGACCGAGCAAUUACACGCUUGCACUUUCCCAUCAAGUCGAAGCUGUUCAGUGCUGCAGAAGAUUCCACGAUUGCGAUAUCACGGACACGCGACUGGACGAUGCUGGGUUCUAUGAAGGCACCGGUACCUAAACCUCAGGGACGGCCAUCCGGAGACACGGCUGCGCCAGGCGAGAUACCUGCUGGAGUCAACGACUUUGCGAUACAUCCGAGCCAGAAACUUAUGUUGAGCGUAGGCAGGGGCGAGAAGUGUUUGCGGCUGUGGAAUUUGACAACAGGAAAGAAAGCUGGUGUGCUGAACUUUGACAUCGACCUUCUCAAGCAGGUCGGAGAAAGCAAAUUCAGCAGUGGCGAGGGGAGGAGAAUCUUAUGGGACGAGGCAGGCGAAAACUACAUUGUCGGAUUUGAGCGUGGGGCGGCCGUCUUUGGAGUGGACUCAAAACCGAAAGCGAUUAUCAAGCCAGACCGGCCGACGAAGCUGCAUCAGAUGAGAUUUGUGACCACGCAAGGCGGGAGCAAUGUGCUGGCACUGUCCACAGAGGAUGGGAGAAUAUUGCUCUACAACAUCGCUUCUGCAGAAGACUCUGCAGAGGCAAGCAAAUUGCCUCAACUCAAGUGCGUGGCUCAGCUAGGAGGGGAAGCAGCUGGCGUUUCUGGGCGGAUCAAGGACUUCGAAGCACUCAACCUUCCUGGGACGAAUGCGCCCAUUUUGUUCGUUACUGCUGGCAGCGACGGUGCUAUACGUCUAUGGACAGCGAGCGCGGACGAAAUCUCAAGUGAGGCCAAGGGUGCAACGAAGCAAGUUGGACGAUUGGUGGCUACCCACGAGACUGGUGAUCGCAUGACUUGUUUAGGCGCGUUUGUGUUGGACGGGAAAGCGAGUGACGGAGUGGACGAUGCAACAGAAGAUAUGGCGGAUGCUGGCCUGGGUGCUGAUGCUGAGGGCGAUUCGGACGAAGAUAGCGACUAGAUGUAACUUCUCACAGAUCGAAGAGAGGACUAGCUCGGCUUUGAGCAUGACUUUCGCGAUUCCCUGUACCACUUAUGUGUUCAAGACUCUAAUCGUAGC